Mirounga angustirostris (Northern elephant seal) is the source of this 4029-nucleotide messenger RNA. RefSeq names its product protein C, inactivator of coagulation factors Va and VIIIa (gene PROC). Bases 2432 to 3916 code for a protein of 494 amino acids. NCBI's taxonomy places the organism in Eukaryota, Metazoa, Chordata, Mammalia, Carnivora, Phocidae. The record is from RefSeq and is a predicted model, not a curated record. Gene Ontology annotation, cellular component: extracellular region. Gene Ontology annotation, biological process: negative regulation of blood coagulation; blood coagulation; proteolysis. Gene Ontology annotation, molecular function: serine-type endopeptidase activity; calcium ion binding. The transcript is spliced from 9 exons.
CCCGGGGGAUGGCAGCCGUUCAGCCAGCACAAACCUGGGGAGCAGCUGGUGGGGGGGAGCAUCCCUGCUUCAGGGAGGUGGCUCGCGUUCCCUGCGCUGCCCGCCGGGAAGGAGGCCUGAGGAAGGCACCCCUGCUCAGCUGCCCUGGCACUUCUGGCUGCCGGUGCUUUGGGCGUCUGGGCCGGCUUGGAUGUGGGGGCCUCAGACACAGUCCCUCAUCCACCUUCAGGAUCAGUGUGUGGACCCUACGUAGACGUCCCGUGGAACCGAUCGCCGCUGCCAGCUGUGGGGCAGGUGGCAGCGUCCCAGCCAGGGACUGACAGCAGCCUUUCCAGAACCAGGUUUGUUUUUCUCACUUGUUUGCAAAGGUGGCCAAGAGGUGCCAGGAAGACCUGAGUCGAUGCCAGGCCGGCCACUUCGCAGCUUGGUGAAUUUGGGCAGCUAAUAAGAGAUUUCUGAGGGUCCUCAUCUGCAAAGUAGAGAUUAUGGGAGUAGCCACGUGCCCUUGUGCGGGCAGCUACAGGAGCUACUGGAGCCGAGGGUCGAGCUGAGUGGCCAGCGCUCAUGUGGCAGGGACCCUGAGAGGGGUAUCUUUUCAUCAUGAAAAUUGGAAAUCGGGACAUUGCGUCCCUGUGUAAUUGACAGUGUUACUGCCACAUAAAAUAGGUGCAUCUUAUAAUUAAUGGCAUCCUAGGUUUGGUGAAAUAUGGAAUCAUUACCAGUUGAGCUGAUCUGGGGAAAACUGCAAUAUCUCUGGGUAAAAAUGUCCCCAUCUGCCACAUAGACACAAUGUCCCUCCUUCAGCCAACCACCUGUGAGGCCAAAAUGAGACCUCAUCUGUAGACAGUUUGACAGUCGCCCAUCCCUCCCCGCCCUCCCUCUUGGAUGGCACCAACUGGGGGACAAAGGUGGGCUUUGGGCAAACAGGGCCAUCCAGAGCUGGGAGGCUCUUUGUUUAUCUGUGGAGGGGGAGGCCUCAGCACUGAGGGCCAAGCAAAUAUUUGAGGUUAUGGAUUAACUCACGCCCGGUUCAGGCUGUCAUGGCAGUGGGACGGCGACCCUGCAGUUUCUCCCUGGCCCACCCCAGUAAGUCCCCUUCAUGGCAGGUCUGUGACGGGGGAUGGAGGAGGGAUGAGCAGAUGUGAAGGUCGAAUCCUCCAGCCAGGGUUCCAGAGGCUGGCUAGAGCUUGGGCUAAUGGGAUAUCAGGGCUCUGCCACGGGCCAGGCCAGGACGUCGGCUGGCAUUCCUCAGGCCUGGGUGCCACAGUCCCCAGGGGCCUUUUUCCCAGACUUGGAGGCAAGUGGAAGUGGUCUGAGGGCCGCCAGGGCCAAGGGACAUCGUCAGGGGCAGCUUGGAGCCCAGGACUCCCCAUUCUCCCCACCUCACCCCCACCUCUAAACCUAGGGUGUCUGAUUUAAACAAAUGUCAGAAACUCCGGGGGAGUCAGUGAAGACAGAAAGUGAUGUCAGAUGGAGCGGGGGAGGUUGCAGGUGGGGCAGGCAGGCCUAGCCCUCGGGCUUGGAGGCAGUGGAGGGCUCCCUCCUCCGUUUACAGCCAGCAGGGUUACUUCUGGGGCUUUGUGGGGCACCCGGUAGUUUGGGGCAGGGGUUAAGAUUCCAAGCCUGGAGUCACAUAGGCCUGGGCUCGGGUCCUAGCUCUGUCACGUCCUGGUUGUGUGUUUUCAAUAAGCUAUUUCCCUCCUCCAAGCUUCAAUGUGACCACCCUCUAUAAAAUGGGGUGAUGACAUUAAUACCUCCCUCGUGGGCGUUAUGAGUUUUAACUGAGAUAAUAAAAGCUAAUAUUUCCUGAGCAUUUGCUGUAUACAAACCCCGUCUUAAGAGCAUUAUGUGGGUUAACUCAUUUAAUUCUCACAAUAACCCUAUAAGGCAGAAACACAGUUUUUCUAACCAGGAAACUGAGGCAUGGAACAGUUAGGUAUCUUGCCCAGUGUUGCUGUCCCAGAGCUGGGAUUUGCACCAAGUGGUCUGACUUUGGUGUCUUGCCUUCUGAACCAUGUAUAAAUUGCUUGAAAAACGCCAUGAAUGUCAGAUAAAUGUUAGGUAUGCCUCUCAGCCUGGCCAUUAGAUCAGCAAAGGCACCACCCCCUGACCCUCAAAGAACAGGGCAAGAGAGGACACCUGCCAUGGCCCUUUUGUGCUGAGUCCCCUUUGAUCUUCCCCAGGACUCCGUGCCCUUUCCACUUUUUCUCUUCAGCCCUCCGAUGCUGGGCAGCUGCUGUGAUCCUAGCCCCACACAGGCAAGGACACUGAGGCACCAGCGGCUGUCCGUCUAGUGAACAGGGACCACCAGCCCCAGCCCCAGCCCUUGCAGUCAGCUCCCAUCUGGCACCGGGGCGGCAGGCAGAGCAGGGGCCAGUGGGGCUGUUGGAAGCUCAGAAGUCCUCCUCAGACAGGUGGCAGCAACUCCAGAAUGUGGCAGCUCGCAAGCCUCUUACUGUUGGUGACCAUCUGGGGAACUUCCGGCACACCAGUUCCUCCUGACUCAGUGUUCUCCAGCAGCAAGAGGGCCCACCAGGUUCUGCGGAUCCACAAGCGUGCCAACUCCUUCCUAGAGGAGAUCCGGGCAGGCAGCCUGGAGCGGGAGUGCAUAGAGGAGAUCUGUGACUUCGAGGAGGCCCAGGAGAUUUUCCAAAAUGUGGAUGACACACUGACCUACUGGUCCAAGUACGUCGACGGGGACCAGUGCGCGGCCCUACCCCCGGAGCACCCGUGCGACAGCCCGUGCUGCGGGCACGGCACGUGCAUCGACGGCAUCAGCGCCUUCCGCUGCUACUGCGGCCGGGGCUGGGAGGGUCGCUUCUGCCGGCACGGUGAGAGGGCCGGCCGCGGAGGGGGGCAGGGGGCGGGCCGGGGGCCCGGGGGCGGGGCGGGCCGGGGGCCGGGACGCGCCGCGCCACCGUGCGCUCCCCGCGCCUCGUCCCCGGUCCGCCCAGAGGUGAGCUACUUCAACUGCUCGGUGGACAACGGCGGCUGCGCGCACCACUGCCUGGAGGGGGAGGGCCGGCGCCGCUGCAGCUGCGCGCCGGGCUACAGGCUGGGGGACGACCACCUGCAGUGCGAGCCCACAGUGAAGUUCCCUUGCGGGAAGCCAGGGAAGCGACUGGAGAAGAAGCGCAAGCACUUGAAACGUGACACAAACCAAACUGACCAAGUAGAUCCAAGGCUCGUCAAUGGGAAGGAGACCAAAUGGGGAGAGAGCCCCUGGCAGGUGAUCCUGCUGGACUCAAAGAAGAAGCUGGCCUGCGGGGCAGUGCUCAUCCACACCUCCUGGGUGCUGACAGCGGCCCACUGCAUGGAGGACUCAAAGAAGCUCACCGUCAGGCUUGGGGAGUAUGACCUGCGGCGCUGGGAGAAGUGGGAGAUGGAUGUGGACAUCAAGGAGAUCCUCGUGCACCCCAACUACAGCAAAAGCACCACGGACAAUGACAUCGCGCUGCUCCGCCUGGCCCAGCCCGCUAUCCUCUCACAGACCAUUGUGCCCAUCUGCCUCCCAGACAGUGGCCUUGCAGAGCGUGAACUCACCCAGGUGGGCCAGGAGACCGUGGUGACCGGCUGGGGCUAUCGCAGUGAGACCAAAAGAAACCGUACCUUCGUCCUCAACUUCAUCAAUAUCCCUGUCGCCCCGCACAACGAGUGCAUCCAGGCCAUGCACAACAUGAUCUCUGAGAACAUGCUGUGCGCGGGCAUCCUUGGGGACUCACGGGAUGCCUGUGAGGGUGACAGUGGGGGGCCUAUGGUUGUAUCCUUCCGUGGCACCUGGUUCCUGGUGGGCCUGGUGAGCUGGGGUGAGGGCUGCGGGCGCCUCCACAAUUACGGCAUAUACACUAAAGUCAGCCGCUACCUUGACUGGAUCCAUGGCCACAUUAGAGCUGAGGAGGCCUCCCCCGAGAACUAGGUACCUUAGCAUCCCUCAGGCUUGUGUCCGAACCCCAGAGGCCACUCGUGGAAUGGGGGCUGGAUUGCUGAAUGGCAAUAUUUGAGACAUUAAAGGGGACAUGUAACAUGCAC